Messenger RNA from Argentina anserina (silverweed cinquefoil), 2999 nucleotides. Its product is annotated as protein FAR-RED IMPAIRED RESPONSE 1-like. The coding region runs from base 83 to 2716 and encodes 877 amino acids. Gene Ontology annotation, biological process: regulation of DNA-templated transcription. The record is from RefSeq and is a predicted model, not a curated record. NCBI's taxonomy places the organism in Eukaryota, Viridiplantae, Streptophyta, Magnoliopsida, Rosales, Rosaceae. The transcript is spliced from 7 exons. Gene Ontology annotation, molecular function: zinc ion binding.
UAUCUCUGUGCCGCAGAAGUUACUCUGUUCCUGCUGGUUACGUACUUGAAACGGUUGUUUUAAGAAAGUUUUGGUUCUUGCUAUGGGAAUAGAUCUUGAACUACCUUUGGGAGAAUCUCACAAGAAAGAUAACGGACCUAGUGGGAAUAGUCAUAUGGUAGAUGACAGAGAGGAAGAUAUUUCUGGAGAUCAAGUCAUUGUAGGUGUAAUCAACGUUCCUGUAAAUGAUAAGGAGAUUGCUAGAAAAACUAGAAAUGUGUCAAAUUCGAAAAACAGGGUAGAUGCCAGAGAUGAAAUGAACUUGAAUGCUCCAAAAGAUAUAGAGCUUCAUGACAGAAUGGAAUUUGAAUCGAAGGAAGAAGCUUUCUCAUUCUAUAAAGAAUAUGCCAAGUCUAUGGGGUUUGUUGUAUUAAUUAAGGCUAGCCGUCGGUCCAGAACAUCUGGAAAAUUUAUUGAUGCAAAAUUUGCAUGCAGUAGAUUUGGGACCAAACCAGAAACUAGUCAAGCUGUAACUACAGAGCCUGUUUCACAUUCCAGAGAAUCAAGUAUCUGCCUUAAGAGAAAACGAGGAGGUCAUACUAGCCGGUGUUUGGAAAAGACAGAUUGCAAAGCCGGCAUGCAUGUUAAGAGAAGACAAGAUGGUAGAUGGACUGUUUGUACACUCGUUAAAGAGCACAAUCAUGACAUUUUGCGUGAUGCAGCCUACUAUUUUCGAGGGCACAGGAGGUUAGAUUCAAGUAGUGGUAAUGUCAGCGGUAAUGUUGAUGGCUUGCAUGCUAUCCAGAGAAGAACAAAGAAUAUGUUUUCCAAUAUGUCCAGAGAGUGUGGGGGCUACAUGAAGUCCAGUAAUCCUAAGGGUGGUGGGAAAAAUCAAAUACUAAGUGCACAGCAUUUGUCUCUAGAGGAAGGAGAUGCUCAAGUCAUGCAUGACCAUUUUCUUUGUAUGCAAGAUGAGAAUCCUAACUUCUUUUAUGCAAUUGAUCUGAAUGAAGAGCAGCGGUUGAGAAAUGUCUUCUGGGUUGAUGCCAAAGGUAGACUUGAUUAUGGAUAUUUUAGUGAUGUGGUAUUUCUUGAUACCACAUAUUUCAAGAAUGAAUAUAAAUUGCCAUUUGCUCCCUUUAUUGGUGUGAACCACCAUCUUCAAUUCAUUUUGCUUGGAUGUGGUUUACUUGCUGAUGAGAGUAAACCAACCUAUGUCUGGCUGAUGCGGGCGUGGCUGAAAGCAAUGGGUGGACAUGCUCCAAGAGUGAUACUUACUGACCAGGACAAACUCUUGAAAGAAGCUAUCGCAGAUGUCUUUCCUUAUUCUCGUCAUUGUUUUUGUUUGUGGCACAUAUUGGGUAAGAUUCCUGAGAAGCUUGGAUAUGUGAUUAGGCAGCAUGGUCACUUUAUGGAAAAAUUUAAUAAAUGCAUUUUCAAGUCUUGGACAGUUGAAGAGGUUGAAAUGAGAUGGUUCAAAAUGGUUGAUAGAUUCAAUUUAAGAAAUGACAUAUGGGUGCAGUCAUUGUAUGAAGAUCGUAGGCGAUGGAUACCAGCAUACAUGAGAGACAUUUUCUUAGCUGGGAUGUCUACAAUCCAGCGAUCAGAAAGUAUAAAUUGUUUCUUUGACAAAUACAUGCAUAGGAAAACGACAUUGAAAGAGUUUUUUGAGCAGUACAAUACAGUCCUCCAUGAGAAGCAUGAAGAGGAAGCAAAAGCGGAAUUUGAAACAUGGCAUAAACAACCAGCAUUGAAAUGCCCCUCGCCUUUUGGGAAACAAAUGGCUAUGAUUUACACUCAUGCAAUAUUUAAGAAAUUCCAAGUUGAGGUUUUGGGAGUAGUUGCUUGUCACCCAAAGAAAGAAGCUGAAGAUGGAGCAGUCAAAACUUUCAGAGUUCAAGAUUUUGAAGAGGAUCAACAUUUCACUGUGGAGUGGAAUGAAAUGACGUCAGAUAUAUCCUGUUUAUGCCAUUCAUUUGAAUUCAACGGUAUCCUUUGUAGACAUGUGAUGAUUGUACUGCAAAUAUCUGGUGUACACAAUAUCCCGUCUCAGUAUAUAUUAAAACGUUGGACGAAAGAUGCUAAGAGCAGCCAGACAAGGGGUGUAGGGUUGAGUUCAGUUGUGUCUAAAGUUCAACGUUACAAUGAUCUGUGCCAACGAGGCUUUGAAUUGGGUGAUGAAGGUUCUUUAUCGCAGGAAAGUUACAAUAUUGCAGUUAUGGUAUUGGAAGAAGGUUUAAGAAAUUGUGAGAAUACAAAUAACUCAACUCAGAGUGCUAUAGAACGAGCAUCUCCAGAGACUCAUGAUCCUCAUGGCCCUGAAGGAAUGAAGUCAAUGAACCAAGUUAAAAGCUGUAACAAGAUGAAUAAAAAGAAUAGCACAUCUAAUAGAGGACAGGUACACUUAGAGCCAGAACUUCUAACCAUCGAGAUGCAAGAGAGCUGGCGAAAAAUGGGGCCAUUAAAUACAUUACCCUCAAGGCGUGAUAAUUAUUGUAGCAAUCAGCAUUUACAGGGGCUGGGGCACUUGAACUCACUCACACCCAUCCAGGAUGCUCAAUACAUAAAUCAGCAAAGACUGCAUGCAGUGGGGAAAUUGCAAUCCAGACCACAAACUAUUCCAGGUUUUAUAAUUGAAGAUGAUCUGCAAAAUAUGGAUCAGUCCACUGUGGGACGCGCUCAGAUUCACGGCUUGGCAUCAAAGCAUUUGCAACCAAAACAUCGCUCUCAUCAGUAGCAAUACAUGGGUACAGAGAACCGGUGCUUGUGUCGGCUUCUUUCCUGCAAUCCUGCUUAAUGAAACAAACUGUUAUUUUUUUUCAGCUGGUGUGAGGAAACAGUGUAAUUGCAGCAAUGGUAUCAAAGAAAUGAACAUCGAGAGUUGAACCAGAUCCUGCAGUUGAAAAAAUAAUUCAUUUCUCUUUUAGUUGUAGCUCUGUUGUAUAUAUAUCAUUUUGUAUUCGUCCAUGUACAAUUCCAGUUGUAAUUCAGAAUCCAAAUUCUAUAAUCAAUACAAGUUU